Molecule: messenger RNA, 1310 nt
Organism: Balaenoptera ricei (Rice's whale)
Lineage: Eukaryota; Metazoa; Chordata; Mammalia; Artiodactyla; Balaenopteridae
Gene: MISO1
Product: chromosome 4 C3orf33 homolog
Exons: 5
Coding region: 22-906 (294 amino acids)
Source: RefSeq, a predicted model, not a curated record
GGCUCGCGGGAGGUCGGCAACAUGGCGGGGCGGCCCGCGGCCGCCGGCACCUCGCCGCCGGACCGGGACCGAGCAGCGCCCAACGUGGUGGCGUGGAUCUCGCAAUGGGCAGACGACCACCUGCGUCUCGUCCGGAACAUCAGCACCGUAAUGGCCAUAGCUGGAGUAAUGUUACUUCUAAGAAGUGUUCGACUGACAUCAAAAUUCACAAGCUCUUCAGAUAUUCCAGUAGAAUUUAUAAGAAGGAAUGUUAAACUACGAGGACGACUGCGCCGAAUAACCGAGAAUGGUUUAGAGGUUGAACAUAUUCCCAUUACUUUACCUAUUAUAUCUUCAUGGAGAAAAGAGCCAUGUGGUGCUUUGCUGGUUAAGUUGGCUGGAGUAGAACUCACUGAAACUGGGAAGGUGUGGUUACAAAAAGAGCUAAAACCUUCCCAAGUAGUAUGGUUCCAACUUCUUGGAAAGGAGAAUUCAGCACUCUUUUGCUACCUUUUAGUGAAUAAGGGUAGAUAUUUUAGUGUGAGUCUGAAUGAAGAAAUUUUGAGAAGAGGCCUUGGCAAAACUGUUCUCGUUAAAGGGCUAAAUUAUGAUUCUAAAAUCUAUUGGAGAAUUCACAGAAACUUACUUAAAGCUGAAUUAAUAGCCUUAAAAAAAGGAGAAGGAAUAUGGAAGGAAGAAUCUGAAAAAGAAAGUUAUUUGGAAAAAUUCAAAGGCUCCUGGAGAGAAAUAUGGAAAAAAGACAGUUAUUUUAAAAAAAUUGGAUCAGAUUUCAACUUGAAAAAAGAAAGUUAUUAUGACAAAUUUAGAGGGACUUAUGAAACAUGGAAAGAAAACAUGAAUAACUACUCCUUAAUACUGAAGUUCAGAGAACUUCUGAGUCGCAUACACUUUCGUAGAAAAGGAUGAAAUAUUCCAAGAGAUCUGGAGGUGAGCUACUCCAAAAAGAAUAAAAUAUAAUGGAUAAAUAUAAUGGAUAUUUUUCAUUGAGUUGAAAUGGGAAAUUUCCCCAAAUGAUCAAAGUUGCAUUCUAAUGUAUUUAAAUAUUUAAGAGAUGAUUCUUAUAAAUGUAAUAUCAGAAUAAUUUAAAUUAAUUGUGAUUAAUGUAAUAUCUUUUUAGGAAAAAUGAAACGCUCUAUAAAAAGUUAUCAGGUUGAGUGCGAUAUACAUGUAGUGAUAAUAUAUGAAGAGAGAGUUUAACUAUUGGCCAUUGUAUUAUUUUAGUCAUUUUGGGCAGCCAUAUUUAACUUUUGUUUAAAGAGAGUAUUUGUUUACUUUUGAUUACUUAUAAUAAAGGGACUCUUUAUGCAUAA